AUGUAUAAAGCCUGUAGGCAGGAUUAUUGUGCCAAUCGCCAGGAAGCUGAAUCCAUUCUCUGUAGACAUCUAGAAGGAUUCGCCACUCUGUGCGCCAAACGUGGUCAGCUCGUUUAUUGGAGGUACCGUGUUCCCACAUGCAAACGAAAACUCAAGUGUGGAAAGAGAAAGUUUUACUGGUGGUUCGCCUCUGCGUGUCCCAACACUUGUAUGGAUCCAAAUGCAGAAAAGAAAUGCAUUCUGCCAAAGACUGAAAGUUGUCGCUGUGCUCAUGGUUUUGUUUUAAGUGGAGAUAAAUGUGUCAGGGCAAAAGAUUGUGGGUGUUCAAGAGGACCCUAUUAUUUCCCAUUGAAAGCAGUCUACUCGAAGCCCGAUUGCUCUGGAGUCGACACGUGUCGUAAGUUACCAGGCAAAAAGCGCCCUCAGUUAGUCAAGGGCAAAAAACAAACUUGUCACACUGAGGCUACUUGUGACGUUGUACACGGUGUACCUCAGUGCACAUGCCAGAUUGGAUUUACAGGGGAUGGUGUCAAAACAUGUAAACCGGCAACGUCCUGUUCUGUGUCAGAAAACGUCCGAAAUUGCAGCGCUACUAUUGAGUUAGCGGGAGAAUGUUUCUACAAAUCCAGACAUACGCAGGCGUGUAGAUACACCACGCUCAGCGUCACAGACGGCAAUAAACACCGUUCUUACGUCAAAUUUAAGGGUCAGACUAAAAGCCGGUCUCUACCCCGUGGUCACACAUCUUUAGGAUGUGCAGACUUUACCUUCUCAGGGGACCGAGUGAUUAUAGAGGAAAAAAUAUGUGAUUGUCCUGGACAGCAUUAG
This is a messenger RNA of Saccostrea cuccullata (small rock oyster), 828 nucleotides long. Its product is annotated as zonadhesin-like. Lineage: Eukaryota; Metazoa; Mollusca; Bivalvia; Ostreida; Ostreidae. The coding region runs from base 1 to 828 and encodes 275 amino acids. The record is from RefSeq and is a predicted model, not a curated record. The transcript is spliced from 4 exons.